UUUUGCAGCAGCCUCUUUAAACCAUAUUUGUUAAACUCAUCCUUCUCCCCCGCCCUCAGUGCCGCCGAGGGUGGAGCUCAGUGCCGCGAUGGAGAAGGGCGUGAAGGUGAAGGCGGGCUCUAGCAUCACGCUGGAGGCCCAGGUGUUCGGGAAGCCCAUGCCCCGAGUCACCUGGAAGAGAGGCGACGACAGCCUGAAGUCCAGCGAGGGCCAGGUCCUCACGCACCUCAGGAACCACUUCCAGCUGGACAUGACCUCCGUCAGCAAGGAGCACACAGGAACCUACAGCAUCGUGGCCGAGAACGCCAGCGGCACCAAGAGCGCCGAGAUCCCCGUGGUGGUCCUGGACGUGCCCGGCCCCCCUGCCAGUGCCCAGUACCUGGAGGUGUUCGCCCUGAACAUCAAGCUAUCCUGGCAGCCCCCCCUGAAGGACGGCGGCGCCAUCAUCACCAACUACAUCGUGGAUAAACGUGAGACCAGCCGCGCCAACUGGGCUCAGGUCUGCGCCAAAAUCCAUGCCGACGAGAAGGAGCUCGACGUCGGGAAGCUCAUCGAGGGCCGGGAGUACCAGUUCAGGAUCCGGGCCGAGAACACCUGGGGGGUCGGAGACCCUCUGGUUACCGGACCCGUCAUCGCCAAGAACCCCUACAAUGUUCCCGGCCCCUGCGAGGCGCCUUUGGUCACCAACGUGACCUGCGACCGCAUGACGGUGAGCUGGAAGGAGCCUGCGGACGACGGGAAGUCCCCCAUCGUGGGCUACAUGCUGGAGAAGAAGGAGGCCAAGGACCUGAACUGGACCAAGCUGGGCAGGAAGAUCCUGACCGAGCGAAGCAUCGAAUACACCGGCCUGACCGAGGGCACCGAGUACGAGUUCAGGGUCAGCGCCGUCAAUGAGGCCGGGCAGGGCAAGCCCAGCGAGCCGUCCGCCACCACCACCGCACAGAACCCCAUCACUCCCCCCGGCCCCGUGGUGAACCCCACCAUGACCAACACCACCAACAGCACCAUCAGCCUCUCGUGGACGGAGCCCUCCAGCAACGGGGGAAGCCCCGUCCUCGGGUACUUGGUGGAGAGCAGGAAGGGCGAGGCCAAGGACUGGGUGCGCUGCAACGUGCCCAGGAACCUGCAUGACACCGCCUACACCAUCCAGAACCUGGAGCACCGGGCUCAGUACCAGUGCCGCGUCACCGCCGUCAACAAGGUCGGCUUCGGAGAGCCGGCGGAGGUCCCCGGGAAACACGAGGCCAAGGACAUCAUCAGGAGGCAGCAGCUCGGCCCCCAGCAGCAGGAGAUGGCGUCUGACGGAGCAGCGAUCAUCCCUGUCACUCAGGCUGUACCCGCCGGGGAGCGCCACGACAGGGUCUGGCACUACGACGAGGAGUUCCGGUCGGGUGCUGGGUCUCCUAAACCAGCAUCCUGUGGAUCCCUGGAGCAGGGAGAGGGGGCGGCCAUCAGCGGGGGCUUUGUGGCCCUGAACCUGAGCUCUGGGAGGCAGGACAUUGACUCCAGGGAGUGGGUAAUGGUGGAGAGGCCCGGUGGCUCUCCAGGAGCCAAGACCGCCACCUCAGAGGAGGAUGAGGAGCCAGAGCUGCUCCAGCGGGGGGAUCAGUCUCCGGGCUGGGAAAAGUGCAGCCCCAGCCCUCUCUCUGGCAAAGCUAGACGAGAAAGCACGGCUUCCUCCAAGGGAAGUACAAAAGUGGACAAGUUGGAGCUUAGCGUGGGCCCCAUCGGGAGUCUGCCUCCCGUUACUCCUACCAGCCCGGGUGAAGCUCUGGCUGAAGGAGUUCUCACUCAGUUCCCCACCUCUCCUCCGUCCCUGCCUGAGGAAGUCGCUUUCCGGACCUCCAGCCCCAUCCCUCUGCGCUCUCCCAGCCCUCACACACUCCUGACCACCCUGUCGGACCCGUUGCACCUGCGCCACCCUCCCUCCCUGAGGCGCAGCAUGUCCGUCGACCCGCAGCAGCAGGAGCGCGCCUCCUCCUCCUCCUCUUGCCACGCCUCCCUCCCACAGUACCCCGCCCCCGGCACCCGCUCACCCGCUCGCAGGAAACUACCAGCCAUCCCGGCGGGCGCUGCCAACGCCAAGUUUCCCUCCGUCAUACGCAUCACUCGUGCCCAGCUGCAGCAGUUGACGGCUCAGCGUCCCUCUGGGCUCUCCUCCCUGUCGGGAUCAGACAGUGCUCAACAGUGCCUCCUGCUGGAGAGGCGGAGUGAGGCUGAAGCCGAGGCUCAGCAGGUGCAGGAGCGCACAGCGGACAUCAGCUCCCCCCAGGACCAUGUGCCCACCAAUCCCGGGACUCCUACAGACCCCCUGGCUGAGAUAAUGGUCAAUGGAGACAUGUUUCCCAAAACUCAGGGCCCUCCGCCAAACCGUUUGUCUUCCCCUCGUUCCCUACGUUCCCCACACUCGCCUCCUCUGCGCUUGCCUUCCUCUCCUCGCUCUCCUCGCUCCCCUCACUCCCCUCACUCCCCUCACUCCCUUCACUCUCCUCGAAGCCCCUUGUUUGCCAAUGGCCACCUCUCCCCCACUGUUAACAGCCAAAGGGAUUUAAGUAACGGGGCGUUCCCCAAGCUGAAGGACCCUGAGAAUGAUUCUGGCCCGACUCCCUGUGCCACAGAGCCUCAGCUGAGGGGGGAGGCGAGCAGAGAGGUGAACCACGAUCACACCGAUGGACCACCCUCCUCCUCCCCGGCUGCCCCCCGUAAGGCCCCCAGCCGGAGGCACAGUCGCAUCCCAGUCCUGGAGCCCUCCAGCCUGUUGGAUCUCCCUCCUGCGGGGUCUGCCAAGGAGAAACUCCUACAGAAGAAAGCCAACCACCACGGAUCGGCCCCCUCUCCCACUGCUUCCCCCUCCCUCUCUGAUAGGCGUGGCCCCAUGGUGGCGUCCCUCGCUAGGGACCCGCUGUCCUCCACCUCUGACCGCUCUCAGGACGAGGACUCUCUCAUGGGCUCCCGCUCAGACCGGCAGGGAGACGACGGCCCCUCCCUCUCCUCCUCCUCCAGCCCUCUGUCCCGCAAGAGCAGGAUCCCGCGUCCCGUUCAUCCGGUAUCUUCUGCUGAGCAGCUGGCCGCCCAAUACCUGCCGCGCCCGCCCCCUGGAAAACCACCGGGCCGCCCCACAGCGGAGGCUGGCCGCCCAAUACCUGCCGCGCCCGCCCCCUGGAAAACCACCGGGCCGCCCCACAGCGGAGGGCUCAGGCGUUACCGCAUCCGAGCCGGCAGCAACAGUGACUCAGACCUGCUGUCGUGCCUCGCUCAGCUGAUGCACGGCUCCCGGGGCUCUCCCCUCCACCACCGCUCCUCAGCCCAGUACGGGGGCUCUAGGAUGGGCGUCUGCAGCCUGACGAGCUCCCCCCACCACCACCGCAGCUCCAGCGCCUCCCCGCGCAGCUCCUCCUCCCUGCAGCGCUCCGUCAGCUCCUCGCCGUCCCGCCACGAGCACCGGGGGGGCGGGGGAGUGGGUUGCCUGGGCCGCAGCCGCUCACCUCCCAGCUUCUCCGGCUCGCCACCUCCCCGCCGCUUCUACCCUCACCACCAGGAGACCUGCUGCAGCCGCCAGGCGCGCACGGGCCCCUUCCACCUGUCCAGGGGAAAGAGCUGCAGCCGAGACGGCAAGUGCUCGAGCAAGCUGGCCAGAUAG
Molecule: messenger RNA, 3640 nt
Organism: Notothenia coriiceps (black rockcod)
Lineage: Eukaryota; Metazoa; Chordata; Actinopteri; Perciformes; Nototheniidae
Product: serine/arginine repetitive matrix protein 2-like
Exons: 9
Coding region: 89-3640 (1183 amino acids)
Biological process (GO): sarcomere organization; cardiac muscle tissue development
Cellular component (GO): M band
Molecular function (GO): structural constituent of muscle; protein binding
Source: RefSeq, a predicted model, not a curated record